AUGAUACCAGAAAACGUUUUAACCAAGUUGAGAUAUCGCGAUUAUUGGGAGAAACCAUACGUUCUUUGGAGAGAUGCAGAUGCAUGGAACCGUUACUUCCUCAAAAAGCACCCGGAAGCAACGGUGCAUAUGUCUCAUGAUGCUUUGGCAUCGGAGCUGGAAACGUUGAUUAAAGACUUAAAACGUGGAACUGAAGAACGAAAGAAAGCGCAGUCAAUAAGAAGUGAACUUAAGAAUUCAACAAAAAGAAAACAAAAGCAAAACGAUAAAGAGAAUUUGCCGAAAAAAAAUUCCAAAUCGGCAAUUCGAGAGCAGAAGCUUCGGGAUCAAAUAACCGAAUUACAAAAGAAGAUCAGUCCUGCAUAUG
This is a messenger RNA of Racocetra persica, 367 nucleotides long. NCBI's taxonomy places the organism in Eukaryota, Fungi, Glomeromycota, Glomeromycetes, Diversisporales, Gigasporaceae. The record is from the annotation of a GenBank genome assembly.